UUGCUACACUCUGAUGCUCUCUUCUUGUCUCUCGUCUCCUCUCUCUCUCUCUCUUUCUCCAAGGAUGCCUCUUCGGGUCUACUAUUCUGUGUAAAUUUCUUGAAACUAUCUCAUCUUAUCUUUUAAUUUCUGUUCUCAUCGUAAGCUUCAUCUUCAUCUCUUUCUCAAAAAAAAAAAAAAAAGUUUCAUCUUCAUCUUUUUUUUUUCUUCAUGAAAUUAAUAACAUUGAUUUAUGGAUUAUAUUUUAUUUAAAUGAAAAUUAUGUUUAUUUUUAGACGGGUAUGGGGGCAAAAUGAUAAGGUAAUUUAAAAUUUUCCAAAUUAUUUAGGAUAUUUUCAAAAAAAAAAAAAAAUGUGGGGGUAAAGGCCCCCCUCGGUCGUCAGGUGGCUCCGCCACUGCUACUCGUCCCAACACCAGGCAAGAUCUUAUCUGAUUGGGCUACCGACGAACGAGAUUGGCUUGAAAUUCCGGUCACCGUUUUGAGUGAAAAAAAAAAGAUCCGACCAGUAAACCCGGACGGUCGAACAUGGACUAACAUGGUGCUCACAAGAUCUAUAGGCAGAGGCCCUUCCUUUGUGACAGGAGCACCUUCAUCAUCAUCCUCAACACUUAGAUUGAAACAUGAUGUUUUUUUAAGUUUUUAUGGCAAGGAAACCCGUUAUACUUUUGCGGAUCAUCUAUUUGCUGCGUUGAAAGGCAAUUCCAUUAAGGUCUUUAGGGAUAAAGAAGGAAUCAAGCGAGGAACAUUCAUCGAUUCAGAGCUCAGGAAAGCAAUAAAAAAAUCCAAGAUCGCAAUUGUCGUUCUCUCAGAAAGUUAUGCUUUCUCAAGAUGGUGCUUGAAUGAACUUGCCCAGAUUAUUGCAUGCAUAAAAGAGACGGGUAUAAAAGUUCUACCCGUCUUUUAUCAUGUGGAUCCCUCUAAUGUAAAGAAGCAGAAUGGAACUUUUGCUUUAGCCUUUGCUAAACAUAAAAAGGACUCCAGAGUUACGAGUGAGAAGAUACAAACGUGGAAAAAUGCUUUAAAAUGCGUGGGCGGUAUUGCUGGGUUCGUUUUACAAGACAACAUAUAUGAAUCAACAGUUAUCCAGUGUAUCUGUGGAGUAGUACGUCAUGCAUUAUGUGCACCAUUUGUAGGAGGGGCCUCUCUGGAAGCAACGCUUGAGGAAGUAUUGCAGGUGUUGCAUGACAGAGUUAAUAAUGUGGGAGGCAAAGUCCUCAUGGUUGAAUCCUUUAUUAAAAAACUUGAUUGCCCAGAACAGGGAACACUGAGCUCAAAGAGGGGUUGGUUGUCGUGCCCAGUUCCUAGACCCCCAGAUUUUACUGUUGGGCUGGAUGUGCCUUUGAAAGUGUUGAAAACUCAGCUGUUGAAGGAGGAGAAGCAGCAAAUUCUACUGACUGCUCCUGGCGGAUGCGGGAAGACUGCAUUGAUGAAAAGGCUUGGUCAUGACCAAGAAAUUAAAGGCAAAUUUAAGGGCAAUAUUUUUUUUGUCCCCGUUUCUAAAAGUCUGAACCUGAUGGUCAUUGUGCAAAGACUAUUUCAUCAUAUAUGGGAUCGGAAGCCUGAGCUAUUUCAUCAUAAAUGUGAUUGGGAGCCUGAGUUCCAAAGUGAUGAAGAUGCAAUUAACCAGCUGGAGGUACUGUUGACACAUAUUGGAUCCAGUCCUAUAUUAUUGAUCUUGGAUGAUGUCUGGCCUGGAUCAGAAUUCCGUCUUGAGAAGUUUAAGUUUGACAUCCCAAAGUUCAAUAUUCUGGUGACCUCAAGAAGUACAUUGCCAGAAUUUAGCUUUACAUAUAACUUAAAACCGUUAAAUGAUGAAGAUGCAAUGACUCUGCUUCGUCACUCAGCAUCUCUGCAAGAUGGGAGUUCUCACAUUCCUGAUGAUGUUAUCAAAAAGAUAGUGAGAGGCUGUGGGGGGUUCCCACUAGCCCUCGAAGUGAAUGGCAAAUCACUCUAUAAGAAGAUAGUGAGAGGUUGUGGCGGGUUCCCACUGGCACUCAAAGUUAUUGGUGGAUUACUGAGAAAGAACCCUGUUGAGGCCUGGUGCAGUAUAGCUGAGAAUUGGUCUAACAGUCAUUAUAUUUUCAAUUCUAAUUCUGAUUUGCUUGAUUGUCUUCGAAAAAGCCUAGAAUUUUCAGAUCAUGAGGUCAUCUUCAAAGAAUGUUUCAUGGACCUAGGUUCAUUUCCUGAAGACCAAAGGAUCCCUGUUGCUGCCCUUAUUGAUAUGUGGGCAGAAUUACAUAAACUAGAUGAAGUUGGCAACAAUGCCAUUCACAAUUUACAUAACAUCGCCACCCGGAAUCUGGCUAAUCUUGUGAGGAAAAGGAAAGAUGCAAGUGGGAUCAACAAAUAUUAUAAUGAGGACUAUGUUACACAACAUGAUCUUCUUAGAGAGCUAGCUAUAUUUGAAAGCUGCCAGGGGCCAGAAAGACAAAGGCAAAGAUUGAUUAUGGACAUAAGUGGAAACACUCUACCAAGUUGGUGCACAGAACAGGAUCAGCAACCCAUCAAUGCCCGCUUGUUAUCAAUCUCAACUGAUGAAUCGUUCUUGUCAACGUGGUUCAACAUUCAAGCACCCAAAGUUGAGGUUCUAGUUCUGAACUUCCAGACAAAGAAUUACAGCUUACCUGAGUUUGUGGAUAAAAUGGAUAAUCUCAAGGUUUUGAUAAUCACUAAUUAUGGUUUCUUUCCUACUGAAUUAAGAAAUUUUCAACUACUCAAGUCUCUACCCAAUUUAAAGACAAUCAGAUUGGAGAAGGUUUCUAUCCCUUCCCUUUGCAAGGCCCCUGUAUUGUUGAAGAGUUUGAAGAAAAUAUCCUUAUUUAUGUGUAAAAUUGGUCAAGCUUUUCAGAAUUUUACCAUCCAAGUUUCAGAUGCAUUGCCAAAUCUAAUGGAGAUAAACAUCGACUAUUGCAAUGAUCUGGUUGAAUUGCCUGCAGUGUUGUGUGAUGUUAUCUGCCUUAAAAAACUCAGCAUCACCAAUUGUCAUCAACUGUCUGCACUUCCUAAUGGAAUUGGAAAGCUAGUGAAUUUAGAAGUGCUCAGGCUUGGAUCCUGUACCGAUUUAUCAGAGUUGCCAGAGUCAAUAAGAAGCUUCCAUAAGUUGUGCAUUCUUGACAUAUCCGAUUGCCUAGGCAUUAGACACUUUCCUAAAGACAUUGGUGAGUUAUGUAAUUUAAAAGAGCUCCACAUGAAAGGGUGCUUGAGCUUGCGUAAAGGGUUGCCACCAUCAACUUCAAAUCUUGAGCAAUUGAAGCUUGUGAUAUGUGAUGAAGAGAGGGCCAAGUUCUGGGAGCCUAUCAAGGAAGUUCUCACCAAUCUAAAGGUCAAGGUGGCUGAAAAAGAUAUCAACUUGACUUGGCUUCUCAAACCAUGAUUUCUGAGAAUUGUUUCUUUUUGGAAAAUUUUGUUGGCUUUGUCAACUUAUUAUCAUUAUCUUCUACUCUUUGUUUCUUUUUUCUUACAUUUUGGUCAAAUUGAACACAUAAAAAAAUAUGUAUCAGUAGAAAAUAUGAUUGUUGUAAAUCCUAGAAAUAUGUAGAUUUUUGUGUUUCCUUAAUUUUAUGAUUUUAUCUUUUGGGAAGAA
Quercus robur (English oak) is the source of this 3584-nucleotide messenger RNA. Its product is annotated as probable disease resistance protein At5g66900. The transcript is spliced from 10 exons. Gene Ontology annotation, biological process: signal transduction; defense response to fungus. Lineage: Eukaryota; Viridiplantae; Streptophyta; Magnoliopsida; Fagales; Fagaceae. The coding region runs from base 537 to 3374 and encodes 945 amino acids. The record is from RefSeq and is a predicted model, not a curated record. Gene Ontology annotation, molecular function: ADP binding.